AUGGCGCUGGACCCACGCUUCUACCACCAUCUCGGCCACGGUACCGGACCUGGCUCCCACAUCUCCAACUCAUCGUGCGGCGCUUCAGCAAUCACAGGCAUAACGAGCCCUUCAGCUAUGUCGACUUCCGCCUCCGCAGCCACGUUACGUUCUACAGCCUCUGUUCCGUCCCUUCGUGCGAGAGAAAGCGUCGCUGUCCCGGCUAGACAUUCAGAUGGCGUCUCGAGUCCAACACCUGGGGGUAAUGUCAAAGUCGUCGUCCGUGUGAGAAAGUUUCUACCUAGAGAAACCGAGCGAAAUGCGGAAUGUCUAAUCGAGAUGGAUCCUCACACACAAAUGACCAAGCUCAAAGCGCCCAGUGUUGACCCAGAAGACGAAGGAAAGCCAAAGUCCCAAGCUCGCGGCAAGGUCCUGGAGGACAAAGCCUUUGUCUUUGACAACUCGUUUUGGUCCCACGACGCCAAUGACGAACAUUAUGCCACCCAGGAGGACGUCUACAACUGCCUCGGCGAGGAAUUCCUCGACCACAACUUUGAAGGAUACCACACUUGCAUAUUUGCGUAUGGGCAGACAGGUUCGGGGAAAAGUUAUACCAUGAUGGGGACUCCAGAACAACCUGGCUUGAUUCCUCGGACCUGUGAAGAUUUAUUCCAGCGUAUCGAAAGUGCCGAGUCGCCUGAUGUCAGCUACAAUGUCCGCGUGUCAUAUUUUGAAGUGUACAACGAGCAUGUUCGCGACUUGCUGGUUCCCCGAACCGACCCUCCGCAUUACCUCCGCAUUCGCGAGUCUCCCGCAGAGGGCCCCUAUGUCAAAGAUCUAACAGAGGUUACUGUCAGGAACUACAACGAACUGAUGAAGUACAUGCGCAAGGGCGACAUGUCUCGCACAGUCGCGAGCACCAAGAUGAAUGACACAUCUUCCAGGUCGCACGCCGUAUUCACCAUCACCUUGAAGCAGAUACACCACGACCUUUCGACAGACGAGACGACUGAGCGCACGGCCCGAAUUCGCCUGGUUGAUCUUGCAGGAUCCGAACGAGCCAAGUCUACUGAAGCUACUGGUCAACGACUCCGGGAAGGGUCCAACAUUAACAAGUCGCUCACUACUCUGGGCAGAGUCAUUGCAGCUUUGGCGGACCCUAAACAUGGGCGUUCUGGAAAGCGCAAAGGAAAGGACGUGGUGCCGUACAGAGAUUCAAUACUCACUUGGCUGCUCAAGGACAGCCUUGGCGGAAACUCGAAGACCGCAAUGAUCGCAUGCAUUUCUCCCUCAGACUAUGAGGAAACCCUUUCUACCCUUCGCUACGCGGACCAAGCCAAGCGUAUCCGCACUCGUGCUCGGGUUAACCAGGACCAAAUGUCUGCCGCGGAGCGUGAUAAGCAGAUUUCAGAAAUGGCGGAGACUAUCCGAGCCCUUCAGCUCAGCGUGAGUCUGGCCGCUGCUAACAGAAGGGAGACCGAGAUUCAGAACGAGCGACUCGAAGUCUACCAGCAAAAGGUAGAGAAGAUGCAGAGACUUAUGGAAGAGACCAAGAUGGUCAGUGAGUGCAAGAUUCGGCAACUGCAGACCGAAAAUGAAGCGCUUCGCAACCAUCUGAAACUUGCACUGGACAGCCUCAAGAAUCCCAUACCCCUGGUAACAAUCGAAAAGCGCAAGAGCGGCUUCUCAGCUUUGGGAGAAGAGAACGGCAACACAAAUGACGGGGUCAACGAGAAUCGGCCUCAGUCACCAAUUUCUGAUGCAGGACCGGAGCCCGAUCUCAUCUGGGAAGACGAUGACACGAUACUCAUCGAGGCUAGUCAGGUCAAGGCUCAGGAAAUACAGGCCGACAUGGAAGACUUGCUGGUGGAUUUGAACAUGUUCAAACGCAAACUGGCCACCGACCAUGAACGAUUUCGAUUCAUCCAGAAGCACGAAACUCGCAAAAGACGUCGUGCGUUGGAAGUUGUUUUGGCCAAUAAUCUCUAG
Messenger RNA from Aspergillus viridinutans, 1968 nucleotides. Its product is annotated as kinesin-3 family protein uncB. Gene Ontology annotation, biological process: microtubule-based movement; mitotic spindle organization. Gene Ontology annotation, molecular function: microtubule motor activity; ATP binding; microtubule binding. NCBI's taxonomy places the organism in Eukaryota, Fungi, Ascomycota, Eurotiomycetes, Eurotiales, Aspergillaceae. The transcript has 2 exons. Bases 1 to 1968 code for a protein of 655 amino acids. The record is from RefSeq and is a predicted model, not a curated record.